Branchiostoma belcheri (Belcher's lancelet) is the source of this 708-nucleotide messenger RNA. RefSeq lists its product as uncharacterized. The record is from RefSeq and is a predicted model, not a curated record. The annotation marks the transcript as partial. NCBI's taxonomy places the organism in Eukaryota, Metazoa, Chordata, Leptocardii, Amphioxiformes, Branchiostomatidae. The transcript is spliced from 3 exons.
AUGGUUGAACCGUAUACGCGUACGUUUCUGAGAGACAACCUUUGUUUCAGGAGCGAUCCCGGCGCGGACUCCAAACAGACCGACGUGCCGUCUGUGUCAGACAUGAGCGCCACGGGAAUCAACAUCAUGGCCAUGGACAGACAGCUGGACACUUGGCAGGCCUUUGCUCCCUUACCUGCAGUACCAGACCCACGCAGUAGGAGCGUCCCUGUACCGUCCCGGAUACCCAAACAGAUCCACCCAAGACUUCGUUAUACCAUAGGAGCGAACCGGCGGCGGGCCACUCCCCUGCACCUAGCCCCUCUGUCCCCGCGUGUCCACCCGAGUGUCGCUGCCAGGGAGAUGCUGGACCCAGAACUCAGGGUCUUGCGUGGUUUCGCGCCCAAAAUGGCGCCAGGUGGCCUGCAGGAUUUUUUGGAGCAUCUAGAAAACUUCACCUGGCGAGAGAAGUUAAAACUGCUGAGCCUGCAGGAACAGCGGCCGCUGGGAGCGUGGUUCCGCCAGCGGGGACAACAACAACCCGCCAAACCGCCCGACACCGCCCGCGAAAAGACACCCGAGAAGAACAAGAGACGAGCGGAAAGGAAUUCGCAGCGCUUCAAAUGCCUCGCUCUGGACCCUGACAACGCUGUCAUGGACCACUGGGAGGGAGAUCGACACCAGAAGGAGAGGCACGCGCAGCUCAACCAGAAAUCGCUAGGUGUCGUU